Oikopleura dioica is the source of this 1824-nucleotide messenger RNA. Lineage: Eukaryota; Metazoa; Chordata; Appendicularia; Copelata; Oikopleuridae. The record is from the annotation of a GenBank genome assembly.
AUGAUCGGAUGGUUCUUCAGGGGCAAGCGCUUGAAGCUGCUCGCUGCUCUGGCCCUUCUAGGAGUACUGCUUUAUCACACCAAAGAAAUGAUCGAAAUGCCGUCACUAAAACGUCGAAGCAGUGAAGGUUUACCAAGCGAAACUGAGGCAGAUUCUAACGAUGAAACACUCAAUACUGAUAAUCUGGAACACAAAUUUGAAGAGCUCAUGAAAAGAGCUCGAGAAAGUAGCUGUGAGAAUCUACGCGAUCCUGAAUGUCGCGACAGAAUCAUGGAAUACAUGAAGAUGCUCGAAAAGAUGCACGAGGAUCUUGAGCAUGAGUUGGACGAAGGAAUCCAUGAAGCGCCAAAAGCCGUUGAUGAGAAGCCAGUACUUCCCAUUCCCGAUGACAAAAGGACAAGUCAAAAGGCUUACGAUUAUACAAGAGGAACUCCUUCAGAUCCAGAUGUACUCGAUAAAAGAAAUAAAGUGAAGGAGAUGAUGAACCACGCAUGGCAGGGCUACAAGCAAAAAGCAUGGACUGAAAACGAAGUACGACCGAUUUCCGGAAAGGGACAUUCCGCUGGAAUCUUUGGAAAUGGGAAAACUGGUGCAACGAUUGUGGACGCGUUGGACACCUUGUACAUAAUGGGAAUGAUUGACGAGUUCAAUGAAGCGAAGGAAUGGGUGGAGAAGAGCUUCUUUUUCAACUCGAAGACUGACGUUUCUGUUUUUGAAACCGUCAUCCGCUUUGUUGCCGGCUUCUUAGCGGCUGGAACGCUUUCAGGCGAACAGGUUUUCUACGACAAGGCAAAGUACGUGGCGGAUCUGUUGGAAGGCGCUUUCAAUACUCCCUCAGGCAUUCCGAUGGCGAUGGUGAAUCCGACUACCGGUCGAACGAAAAACUGGAAUUGGGCUUCAAAGGGGUGCUCCAUUUUGGCCGAGAUCGGCACUUUGCAUCUGGAAUACUCGGAGCUCACUGAACACUUUAACGAUCCUUCGUACCUGCAGAAAGUGACGACCGUACGCGACGUGCUUCAGAGCACACCGAGAGAUCACGACAAAUUGUAUCCAGUCUACAUUCACCCCACCACCAAGCAGUGGGGUCAGAAACUCGUCUCCGUUGGAGCGCUUGGCGACUCCUUCUACGAGUACCUUCUCAAGACAUUCGCUUACACAAACAAGUCGGAUAAAACCGCCCUCGAGAUGUACUGGGACGCGUAUGAAGGGAUCGAAGCCAAUUUGAUCAAGCGUUCCAGCAGUGGAUUAACGUAUAUUGGCGAGUAUAAGUCGAGCAGGACGCAGCCCGUUAUGGCGCAUUUGACUUGCUUCGCUGGAGGGAUGAUCGCUAUGUCAGCUCAUGUCGACCCUGCAAUUUCAGAAGAAAAGCGCGCCCAUCUCAUGGAGACGGCAGCCGCUGUUACGAGUACAUGCCACGAGUCGUACGUUCGGACGCCAACGCAUCUCGGCCCAGAGUCCUUCCGCUUUGAUUCUGGAGAGGACGCUCGCCAGAAUCGCGCUCAAGACUCCUACUACAUUCUGAGACCGGAAGUCGUCGAGAGUUAUUUCUACAUGUGGCGAUACACCAAGGACCAGAAGUAUCGUGAGUGGGCUUGGGAUGCGGUGCAGGCAUUGGAAGAACACUGCCGUGCCGAAUUCGGAUUUAGCGGGAUCAAAAACGUGAACCAAGCGCCGAGCACCAAAGAUGACCUUCAGCAAUCCUUCUUCUUAGCCGAGACACUCAAGUACCUGUAUCUGAUCUUUUCGGACGAUGACCUGAUCUCGCUCGAUGAGUUCGUAUUCAACACGGAAGCACAUCCACUAAGAAUACAAAAGCGACCUUGA